AUGGAUGCUUUUCCUGGAACCUCUAAAGCUACUUGUCAUGUUCGCUCAAUCAGUUUGCCUGCAGAAUCUCAUCCCCUAGCUCAUAGUGUUAAGCUGCAGUUGGGAAGGUUGAGAUCAUCACAAGAAACAUCCUCGUCAAAUUGCCAAAGAUUAAGUGGCCUCAGGAGUUUAUACGAAUGCGUUGACGAUUUUCUUCAAUUGCCACUCACUUGCCAAGCUCUCUCCAGUGAACAACAUCAAGGAACAGUGGAUGAGUUGUUGGAUAGAUCUCUCAGGUUGCUGGAUGUUUGUGGCGCAACGAAAGACAUUUUUUCACAAAUGAAAGAAUGCCUGAAGGAUCUUGAAUCAUCUAUGAGGAGAAAAAGAGGAGAAUCCAGCUUGGCAAGUGACAUCGAGGCAUAUAUGAUCUCUAGAAAAAAAUUGAGGCAAGUGAUCUCCAAGUGUAAGUCCUUCAGAAGUUUGAAGACAACGGAGAAGUGCAUAUCAGUAUCCCAAGACAAAGACACCACCUUGGUGACCCUAACAAGAGAAGUCGAAGAAAUCAGUGUUGCUGUGUUUGCAUCCCUCUUGUCUUCUGUUUCUCUGAGAACAAAAUCAAAGGGAAGUGGCAGCUGGUCAAUUGUUUCAAAACUACUGAAGUCCAAAACUAUAGUUGAUGCCAAUGAAAUUGGGACGAUAGAUGAUGAAUUGCUUGCCUUGAAGUCAAGCAAAGAUAUCCGUCUUGUACAAGUCCAAAAUGUACUGAAAAGUUUGGAGGCAUCACAGUCAAGUAUUCAAGAACUUGAAGACGAGUUGGAGUUUGCCUACAGGCUAUUGCUCAAAACUAGAGUUUCUCUCCUCAACAUUCUCAACCACUAG
Dovyalis caffra is the source of this 858-nucleotide messenger RNA. Lineage: Eukaryota; Viridiplantae; Streptophyta; Magnoliopsida; Malpighiales; Salicaceae. The record is from the annotation of a GenBank genome assembly.